Molecule: messenger RNA, 324 nt
Organism: Plasmodium adleri (nom. inval.)
Lineage: Eukaryota; Apicomplexa; Aconoidasida; Haemosporida; Plasmodiidae
Product: dynein light chain, putative
Exons: 4
Coding region: 1-324 (107 amino acids)
Biological process (GO): microtubule-based process
Cellular component (GO): dynein complex
Source: RefSeq, a predicted model, not a curated record
AUGAGUUCGCAAAAUUUCUCUCAAAAUUUGAAGAAACAUAUGCAGAGUCUCCUAAUCAGAAAGUCUGAUAUGCCAUAUUAUAGUCAAAACAAUAUUGUGGACAUAAUAACAGGAGUAUUAGAUAAGUACACUGACGCAAACACUAAUAAUAUUAACGUUGAAAAUGCUAUAAAGAAUAUAAAAGAAAUUCUAGAUAAAACUUUUGGGUCUGGUUGGAUAUGCUUAAUAGGAGAGUCUUUUUCUUUCAAUAUAUCAGCAAAAGAAAAUUCCUUCUUAUUUUGUUUUUAUCAAGGAUAUUUAGCUAUAGUUGUUUAUAAAUGUUGA